Brettanomyces nanus is the source of this 1377-nucleotide messenger RNA. RefSeq lists its product as uncharacterized. The coding region runs from base 1 to 1377 and encodes 458 amino acids. Lineage: Eukaryota; Fungi; Ascomycota; Pichiomycetes; Pichiales; Pichiaceae. The transcript is spliced from 2 exons. The record is from RefSeq and is a predicted model, not a curated record.
AUGAUACACGUUCAGUUGGAAGAAGAACUAGCUGAAGAUAGGGAAGAUGAUUUUGUUAGAAAGUAUGGAGAUAUAGAUGUCAAUUACAUCAAAAAGCCUCCGGUCCAAGAUUGGCUCUUCAAUAAACCGUACGCUCUAAACUUCUUUUACGGAGGAACUCUCUAUCGAACAAGAGCACCACGGGGAGAAAGCGGAAAAACCGAGCUUUUCCUCGACCUUGUAUAUGUUGGUAUUGUAGCGAAGUUGGCAUCUGCAGCAUGUACAGAGCCUACCGGUUUGUCUCUUUUACGCUAUAUCUUACUAUUCUUUCCAACUUGGCAGGUGUGGUCAGACAUCAAGGACUUUAUGAAUUACUACUUCAACGAGGAUCUAUCUCAGAAGUUGUAUAUGCUCUGGAUUCUUGCUUUAUUGGUGAUCUAUUGUAAUGGCACCAAUUUCUUAUUGGAAUCUAACGCUGCCAAUGCUUAUGUCAUUGUGCCUUAUAUUCUAUGCAGAGUAUCAUUGGCCAUUUCUCUUUAUAUUUAUUCCAUAUGGAUCCCCCAACACCGUCCUCAGAUUAUUUUCUAUGCUACUACAGUCCUUAUAACAUGUGCACUGUGGAUUCCUGUUAUAUUCGUUCCCGUCAAAGUGAAGAUAACCUUGGCAAUUAUUACGAUCUUUUUGGAAAAUAUCUUCUGGAUUUUCUCCUACGGGCCCACCAUUAAAAGGCUUCUGAAGUUGAAAUACUCUACUGCUGUUAAUAUUGAACAUGAAGUGGAGAGAAUCGGUGCUUUCUAUGUUAUUGCAAUUGGUGAAUUCUCUUACAAUGUUGUGGCUACUACUGCAACCAAAAACUAUGGUUUAGGAAUCUCUGAAAAAAUAGGUCGUGCUAUCAUGCUAUUGAUUACUUCAUAUAUCAUGAUGUGGAUGUAUUUUAAUGGUGAUGGCUCAUUCAAAGCUGUUCAUGCCAUUCGCAGAUCUUCAACAACGGCAUGGAUGUGGAUGUUGGCUCAUAUGCCGCUUAUUUCUUCACUCAUUCUUUCUGCCGAUGCAGCUUCCGAUAUCUGCUACCAGGAAGAAUACAUAGAAGAAAAAGGACUAUCAUUUUUCUUCACCGGUGGCUUAGCCGUAUCAUUAAUUUCAUUAUUCUUUAUUUCCAUGUUGGAUAAAUCUCUUGAUGAUUGUGGAAGGAGUGGGGAGAGACACCGGGUCACCAAGAUUUGGAGGUUAUUACCAAGACUUUGUGCUGCCGUUAUUAUCUUAUGUCUCAGCUUCACUGAUAAACUUACUAUUACAGAAUUGUUUGCCACAGUUAUGUGUGUUUUAACCGCUGUUUUCGUCUACGAAAUUAUUGUUAGCAUGGCAUCUGACUGCUCAGAAGAGGUUACCGAUGUUUAG